Molecule: messenger RNA, 3841 nt
Organism: Labeo rohita (rohu)
Lineage: Eukaryota; Metazoa; Chordata; Actinopteri; Cypriniformes; Cyprinidae
Gene: tp73
Product: tumor protein p73
Exons: 14
Coding region: 258-2183 (641 amino acids)
Biological process (GO): protein tetramerization; apoptotic process; regulation of transcription by RNA polymerase II
Cellular component (GO): nucleus
Molecular function (GO): RNA polymerase II cis-regulatory region sequence-specific DNA binding; protein binding; DNA-binding transcription factor activity, RNA polymerase II-specific
Source: RefSeq, a predicted model, not a curated record
AAAGAGUUUGUAGUGUUUAUAAAUACUAUUUUUUUCAAUUCCCAAUUCUUUUUGGGGUUUUCCGUUUUAACACAUGCUAUAUAUCUAAACCCGGCCUGGAGUUAAGCGGUACUGAAGAAUUAUUUGGCACUUUUCGUCCAUGACGCAUUAACCGGUGAGGUGCUGGUCCAGUGUGCUAAAUAUGGCUGAUCGGGUUUUUAUCUGUCCGGCGUGAGCAUCGUGUGAUCUGCCCUGCGGUGGAUUGUUCAACAUCCAAGAUGUCCCAGUCGUCCACCGCUGAUGAGGGUACAACCUUUGAACACUUGUGGAGCACCCUUGAGCCAGACAGCACAUAUUUUGAGCUUCCUCAGGCAGGACACUCAGGGGACAGGGUGGCUUCCAGCAGCCUGCCCAGCAACCGCGCUGAAGUCUGCAUGGACGUCUACCACAUGAGAGACAUGAGAGACAUGAACGACAAUGUCAUGUCUCAGUACAGCCUACUGAGCAGCAGUAUGGAACAAGGUUUGGGGAACAGAGCAGCGUCUACCAGUCCCUACAGCUCAGAGACCACCUCCAACGUGCCAACGCCGUCACCCUACUCCCAGCCAAACUCGACCUUCGAGGCCAUGUCUCCAGCCCCAGCCAUCCCCUCCAACACUGACUACCCCGGGCCGCACAACUUCGAGGUCACCUUCCAGCAGUCGAGCACCGCCAAGUCAGCCACCUGGACGUACUCUCCGUUGCUCAAGAAGCUAUACUGUCAGAUCGCCAAGACCUGUCCGAUUCAGAUCAAACUGGCUGCCUCGCCCCCAAAUGGCAGCGUGAUACGAGCAAUGCCCAUCUACAAGAAAGCCGAACACGUCACAGAGGUGGUCAAACGCUGUCCUAACCAUGAACUUGGAAGGGACUUCAAUGAAAGUCAGACAGCCCCUGCCAGUCAUUUGAUACGAGUGGAGGGCAAUAAUCUGUGUCAGUAUGUGGAUGAUCCUGUGACCGGCCGACAGAGUGUUCUCGUUCCAUACGAGGCUCCACAGGUGGGGACCGAGUUUACAACCAUUCUGUAUAAUUUCAUGUGCAACAGUAGUUGUGUUGGUGGAAUGAACCGCAGGCCCAUCCUCAUCAUCAUCACGCUGGAGACACGAGAUGGACAGGUUCUUGGGAGGCGUUCGUUUGAGGGCCGGAUUUGUGCCUGUCCCGGUCGAGACCGCAAAGCAGACGAGGAUCAUUUCAGAGAGCAGCAGGCUCUAAAUGAGAGCGUGGCCAAAAAUGGAAAUGCCAAUAAACGAAAUUUCAAACAGACUCCAUCCAAUAUUACAGGCCCUUCCAUCAACAUCAAGAAGAGGCGACACGGAGAAGAGGAGAUGUAUUACAUACCAGUUCGUGGCCGGGAAAACUUUGACAUCCUGAUGAAGAUAAAGGACAGUCUGGAACUGGUGGAGUUUGUACCACAACAGUUAGUGGAUUCAUACAGACAACAACAACAGCAGCUCCUACAGAGACAGAGUCAUGUUGCCUCUCCGUCUCCAUAUGGCACACUCAAUAACAUGAAUAAGAUCCACGGGCCCAUCAACAAGCUUCCCUCAGUGAAUCAGCUCGUGACACAACAGACUCAGCAGAACGCAGGACCCUCUGCGUCCAUGUCACAUAUGGGUACGAACAUGCUGGGUGGACACCACAUGCAGUCUAACGGCGAUGUGAAUGGAGCACAUGCGUCUCAGUCUAUAGUGUCCACCUCUCACUGUACCCCUCCCCCACCUUACAACCCCGACCCCAGCCUCGUCAGUUUCUUAACCAGCCUGGGCUGCCAAAACUGUAUCGACUACUUCACGUCACAGGGACUCCAGAGUGUCUACCACCUUCAGACUCUUUCUAUGGAGGACCUUGGUGCGCUGAAGAUCCCUGAGCAGUUCCGGCUGGCGAUCUGGAGGGGCCUGCAGGACAUGAAACAGGGCCACGAUUACGGCCAGCAGCUCAUUCGCUCCAGCAGCAACAUGGCCACCAUGGCCAUCGGCCCCGGAGGAGAGCUGCAGCGGCAGCGCGUCAUGGAGGCCGUGCACUUCAGAGUGCGCCACACCAUCACCAUCCCCAACCGCGGCGCGCCCACGGGAGCGGAGGAGUGGGCUGACUUUGGCUUUGACAUGCCCGACUGCAGGAUACACAAGCACUCCAUUAAAGAGGAGUUCGCAGAAGGUGACGUUCACUGAGAAGGACGGUGCAUCCAUCGCUUUCCGUGCAUCGUCCGUAACGUUUUUUUUAAACUGGAAUGGACAGUUGGUAUUUUCCAUAUAGUAGCACUUCCAUAUUUGACAACAAGUGAUUUGAGGAGUUAAAAUGUUUGUGCAAACAAUUCCCCUUGAUUAAGAGCAGGGUUCAAAUGAAUCAUUUUAUCUGAUUGUCAUUUGUGGCCUUAUGCUAAUAUUACAUCACACAAAAAAAUGAUCCAUUAGCUAAAAUAAAUGAUAUUAUUAGGACGUAGUUAUGAACGGUUAAAAGCAGUGUAUGAUUUCAAAACAUUGCCUUAUUUAUUUCGGCUUGGUGUAAAUAAUAACUGUGCAAUUGUGUAUGAUAUUGAAUUAUGUGUGAAGUAAUGCCCAUAGAUUAUACCUAUAAUUUGUUCAUGUUUCAUCAAAGUUUUACAAUGACUUUGAAGACAACACCAUAAAAGUGAAAAACAAGACACAUUUUUUAAGUGGUGCUUUACCAUGCAACUUGUUUUUUUUUUUUUUUGUAAAUUUUAUGAAUGAUCUGUUAAGUAUUAUGUUGUUGACAGGGAGACACUGGAUCAUUAUAAAGGUUGUCAGACUUUUAAAGCUUUGUUAUCAGCCUUGCAGGACAAGGUUUUAUUUAUCAUGCUGUGCUAUAAUGUCUGUUUUUCCUCACAUGUAAUCACUGUCUUGUUAGUUUAUUGUUUUAAUUGCCUCUAAUUUUAUGAUGUUUUUAUCAAAUAGUAAAAUUAUGGCUCAAACAAGGUAUUAGGGUGAAUCUUGCAAAAAGCAUCCAGGCGAUAUUUCAUCCCAAAAUUGCAUGAUUAUUGCAUUGUACCAUUAUUUUCAUGACAAUCUAGAAUGUCUUUAAUCAAAAUAUUGUUUUGUUUAUUUUUUUAUUUUGGAUCUGAAAAAAGACUUGGAUAUAAUUUUGUGAGAUUCACCUCUGCAACACAAAAGAACAAAAUGGUGUAUGUACUAUAUAUAAGCUUCAUUUAAUAUCACUUUUUAUAGUGCUACUGAGAAGAUGACAAAGUUUGAAGUUACUUUUGUUCAGCAGACCCACACAAUUAUUAUGAUGUGAACUCAUCAGAACCUACUGCUAGUGUCUUAAAAAUAAUAAAACAUAAUAAUAAUAAGAGAGGAAAGCAGAAAAGUGUUUCACACAGAGCCGUCAUCCAGGAACAUUGUCUUUUGUGGAAUAUAAGGAAUGUAUUUAUAUUUCUUACACCCAUAAAGUUUGUGUAUAAAACUGAACUAUCGGCCAUUUUGAACAUUAAUGAUUUGGUGUAUUGUAUGUAGUCAGAGGUACAUUUGUCACCAUUAUUUAACAAGCAAACUGAUUUGUAAAUAUCUAGUGUUACCCAUAUUAUUCCUUGUUGUUCAUGUGAUACGAACAGCACAUUUUAAAGUUGGUCCCGCUGUUUUUAAAUUGGCCGUGAUGGUGAAAUACCAUCAAAUAGAUCAAAGCACUUUAUGGCUUUAGGAAAUUGUAAACAAUGUUAUAUUCACAGUUAAUAUCAGUCAGUAUUAUGUCAUGCUGUGUCAUUUUGACAACUACAGAUUUUAGAAAUGGUUUUAAGAGUUAUUAUCUUGUGUUUUCAUUAAAGAGCUGUAACACUGUUUCUUUUUUAUAUCGCCAUGUUUGAAUGAUGUAA